AUGGCAGCCAUUUCCGAGGCCUUCAGCUCACUGGAACUGCACGAUGAGCCGCAUCCUCGCCACCACUUGUUCGACUUUCUUGCUCUGCCCGGCGAGUUGCGAAACCAGAUCUACCGCCUCACGCUGACUACCGAUCCACCCAGGCUAGACCGGCAGCACAAGUACAGCUGCGAUUGGUGCACGUGGGACCCGGACCAGCCUCAGAACCGGAUGGUCGACCAGACUGGCCAGAACUUGCCAGGCUGCAGAUGCUGGGCCCGACGGGGGCUCGCCCUCCUCCUGGCUAAUCGCAAAAUCCACGAGGAGGCUGCCCCAAUCUUUUGGGCCGAGAAUCACUUCUCAUUCCAAGGCGUCGAUAGUUUCAUCCGCCUUGUUGGCGGAUCCCUGCGGCCUCAGUAUCGACAGAUGAUCCCCCAUGUCACCAUCUAUUUGGACCCGGGCUUGAUCACUUGGAGGAUGGACAUGGACCUUCCUCCCGUGCGGUUCUGGGAUGUAUUGUUCGAAUGCAAAGGUCUCCGCGAAUUGGAAAUUCCACCGUAUCGGAGGUGUAAGCAGGGUUCCACAGAUAGGCGGCUCGUCGACACGGAAUUGGCUUGCUGGGAUCGUUUGACAAGCGAGCUGCCCAAUUUGAGGGCGUUCUCAUGGUCAUACUUGGAUGGUGUUUCGAAAGGCAGCAUGUUCGACUCAUGCCCCGCGGUCCCAUAUGUCCGUACAGAAUGA
Messenger RNA from Diaporthe citri, 720 nucleotides. RefSeq lists its product as uncharacterized. The transcript has a single exon. NCBI's taxonomy places the organism in Eukaryota, Fungi, Ascomycota, Sordariomycetes, Diaporthales, Diaporthaceae. Bases 1 to 720 code for a protein of 239 amino acids. The record is from RefSeq and is a predicted model, not a curated record.